AUGGAAGAAGAAAAUUAUAUUCAAUCUAAGGAAACUGCUGAAAAUUUGAAAAAUGAGGCUAAUAAGGAAUAUUCUAAGGGACAUUAUAAUUUAGCUAUUGAGAAGUAUACACAAGGUAUAUAUUCAUGCCCAAAAGAAGAAAAUCGUCUGUUAAGUAUAUUACAUUCAAAUAGGGCAGCAUGUCACAUUAAUUUGGAUAACCUUGAUGCUGGCUUAAUUGACUCUAACGAUGCUAUACAAUUUGAUAAUGAAUAUCCAAAAGGAUACUUAAGAAGAUUUACAAUUCUAGAAAAGAAGGAAAAGUGGCAUGAUGCAUUAAAAGAUAUUAACAAGGUAUUUGAACUCGAUGAGAAUUUGAAAAUUGAUCAAAAAUUAGUAGCAAGACAAAAGAGAGUUGAGAAACUGUCUUCAGAACUAUUUGAGAAGGAGAAGGGCGAGAUGCUAGGUAAACUCAAAGACUUCGGUAAUAUGGUACUUGGUAAAGUUGGGCUAUCACUAGAUAAUUUUCAAGUAGAGAAAAAUCCAGAUUCAGGGUCAUAUAAUAUACAAUUUAAGCAAAAUUAA
Molecule: messenger RNA, 564 nt
Organism: Cryptosporidium muris RN66
Lineage: Eukaryota; Apicomplexa; Conoidasida; Eucoccidiorida; Cryptosporidiidae
Exons: 1
Coding region: 1-564 (187 amino acids)
Molecular function (GO): protein binding
Source: RefSeq, a predicted model, not a curated record